This is a messenger RNA of Vanessa tameamea, 1110 nucleotides long. RefSeq lists its product as uncharacterized. Gene Ontology annotation, cellular component: neuron projection membrane. The record is from RefSeq and is a predicted model, not a curated record. Lineage: Eukaryota; Metazoa; Arthropoda; Insecta; Lepidoptera; Nymphalidae. The transcript is spliced from 8 exons. Bases 152 to 1030 code for a protein of 292 amino acids. Gene Ontology annotation, biological process: synapse organization.
CCGAAGUGCUUCGGACACUCGCGUGUGUGAAAAUAUAGUGAUGUGAAAAAUUAUGAAGUGAUUUUUUCUAAGCGUGAAGUGAAACUGUUUGAUUUGAGAGCUGUAAUGUUUUAUAAUUGGAAGUAAUUUUGGUAUUGAACCCACGACAGCGAUGUCGGAGGGGCAACGGUGUUUGGGGAUUGUCGUGCUUCUCAUCCACACUGUUAUUGGUACUGGCGAAGGGCCAUCAUUACCACCUUCAACGGAAUCAUCGACGAUAAGAGCAGAACAAAACGAGCUUACCGUCUCUUUUCCACCACUAGACGACAUUUAUGGCACUACUCAAGAGAAACAAUUUGGUACAGAAAAUAACACUGUCGUAACAUCGCAGACUGGUUCGACAGCGCUUAUGCCUUGCGUCAUCAGAAAUAUUGGAGAUGGCAUUGUAUCCUGGAUAAGAAGAAAAGACUAUCAUCUCUUGACAGUCGGACUGACAACAUACAGUUCGGAUCAGAGGUUUCAGGCGAUACAUCUUCAACAUUCUGAAGACUGGACAUUGAAAGUCCGCUUCGUGCAGAAACGAGACGCUGGCAUUUACGAAUGCCAAGUAUCAUCGCAUCCGCCGACGAGCAUAUUCUUGCAACUUGAUGUUGUAGAAGCAAGAGCGCAGAUAUCUGGCCCAACGGAGAAGUACCUCAAACCUGGCUCCACGUUACGUCUGCAGUGCUCAGUCGUUCAGACAACGGAGGCACCAGCCUUCGUAUUUUGGUACCACAACAGUAGGAUGAUCAACUACGACCUCGAACGAGGCAUCAACGUCACCACGGUUCCAGAGCAGAGGCUGUCAGACCUCCUGAUUCCAGCAGCCAGCGUAUCCCACGCGGGGAACUAUACCUGUGUACCGAACAAUGCGGUGCCCGCUAGCAUAUACGUCCAUAUAUUUAAUGGUGAAAAUCCAGCGGCGAUGCAGUCUUCAUCACCCAGCUUCAUUCAGGUCAACAUCAGAAGAUUAACCUAUGUCCUGACUUUCCUCAAUCUAAUUAUACGGUGACAAUUACAAUAGAGACUAAUUAACGUAAAUUGUACCCUAAUCUGUAGCUUAUACAAACGAUUUUCGCGUGAAAUUAAAUU